Molecule: messenger RNA, 7570 nt
Organism: Pungitius pungitius (ninespine stickleback)
Lineage: Eukaryota; Metazoa; Chordata; Actinopteri; Perciformes; Gasterosteidae
Gene: lcorl
Product: ligand dependent nuclear receptor corepressor-like
Exons: 8
Coding region: 188-6049 (1953 amino acids)
Biological process (GO): regulation of transcription by RNA polymerase II
Cellular component (GO): nucleus
Molecular function (GO): DNA binding
Source: RefSeq, a predicted model, not a curated record
UAGCCUUAUUUCUCCGAUAUUCUACCAUAUUCAAAUGAAAAAGGAGAGAAAGAAACGCCCCCGUGUUGUCUGAAGCUUCUCUCCCUCUGGCGGCGGGUCGCGAGCCGAGCGCUGCAGCUGGAAGCUGUUCACAGCCGCUUCCUGUCGCUCAGACGGAGGGAGCGAGAGGGGGGAAGGACGCGGCAGAAUGGCGACCGUGCAGUGUUGCAAAUGCACGGCCGAAAGGAAAGGGUUUCGGCGGGAACUUGAUUCUUGGCGUUACAAAUUGAUACACUGCGUCGGGUUUGAAAGCAUUCUGGAGGGAAUCUAUGGGCCACUGCUGCUGAGGGACCUCAAUUUAUUCGAUGACUGUGAACCUGAGGAGGUGGACGAUUGGUCGUCGGAUGCAAGUUCCGCCCAAUGUUCGUUCUGCAACCUUCCCCUGGACAAACUCUGCAGCGAUCAUCUACCUGCAGCCACGUCUCCCCUCUCCCCCCUCUCUGAAGGCUCUCCCUGCCAGGCUCCCACCGUCUCUGAGAGCAGCCAAUCAGCGCACAGGAUCCUCCAAGCUUUGUUUCACAAGAAAGAUGUGUCCCUGGGCUGUGAUACCACCAUCCCGCUGGUUGCUCAGGAGCUAAUGAAGAAGAUGAUACAUCAGUUUGCCUUGGAGUACGCAUCCAAGUGCCUACUCCACACCAGUACAAAUGGUUUCACCACAAAGACCUCAUCACUUUUGUCCCAAGCGUCAGACGCCCCUUUGGACCUCACAGUGAGCCGAUCAGGAGAGGAGAAAGAGAGUGAAAGUGACCCGGAUGGCGUGCUCGACCUCUCCAACAAGAACUCUGCCUGCUCUGCGGCAUCCUCGACGUCAUCUAAUCACAAAGCCUCAGGCUCCCUGCUGCCAUCAUGUGUGGAAGAAUUGGGGGAUCUGGGACGGCGAAGGACUGCAGGUCAUCCGAGCACUGCUCUGGGGGCUGUUCUCAGCUCGCUCUGCUCAGCACACCGCUCCUUGAUCUACCAGAUGUUGAAGCUGGCGCGCCAGGAAAGAUUGGUGUUUCUGCUCAAUCGCAGACCCGUCAGUCCAACUGAAUCUCACUGCUGUCAAUGUGGCGUCAACCCACACGAUAUUGUUAGCCAUCCUGGCAGCACAGUGUGUCAUCCAGUGGACUCCAAGUCCGAUUGUAGCAUCCAUCACCUCCCUUUACCGGACUGUACAAGCGCCGCUCCUCUGUGCUCGGGCUACUGCUGUGUGAAGAGUUGCGGGAUGGAACCCUACACUGUUGUGUGCCCCAAGAGGCUGCACUGCAUUUCAUGCCAAAGCCUUGCAGUAGGUGGUAUUGACAACAUGGCGUGUUCAUUUGCAUCCUCUCCUUCGUUAUCCAAAUCCCCUUCACGGUGCACUCCAUCCUCAUCGAUCUGCUAUAACCAACACUUUUCUCACCCUUCAAAGAAAGCCUGUCAGACGCAGUUGAGGAACACAAUAGAAAUAGAGGCUGUGGACGGGGAUCCCCCUUGUCCUGUCCUAAAAAGAGAGCAGAGCCCCUCUCCUCCUCCUCUGUCCCCUAUCACCUCAGACAUCAGUAAGAAAACCGAUGAAAAGCCGCCCUCCCUCCUUCACCACAGACAGGAGGAUGCUGAUCGAAUGGGUGAAGGUUGUCUUGUGAAUGCGAGCCACCAGGAAGCAGAUGUGGACAGAGCUACAAAAGAGGAGCAAGACUAUAGAAACCCAAGAAGUAGUCGGGUCGAGGAGGAUCCAAGUGGGACUUCACUUCAGGACGUUGUGAAUCGCUUCAGUGAGAAACUGGAGACCAUCAGACCCAUAGAGAAGGACCCACCUCUGGUGCCGGCAGCUGUUAUGGUCUCUGGAAAAGAGAUGCAACAGUGUCCCUCAACCAGUCAGACCCUGCAGUGUCAGGCCGAUGCUCAUUUGACUGAAAUCAUCACCACCGUGCUGCAUACAGACAAUGCUGGUGACUACAAUCUCAGUGAGCUGAUUAAUCGCCAUGAGAACAUGGAGCCCAAGUCCCCCAACACCCGCUCCCGACGUCGCCAAAAAGUCCUUGCUGCUAUAGCAACACCUGCUGACGAUGCUGCGACCAGAAGGCUGACCUUACAAAUUAAACGAGAGCUGGCCAUGUUCGACCAGUGCUCCAGUAGGAGGAAGGAACCACUAGCAAAGAGGGCACGAUUAAAAGAUGAAAAUAGCACUAUGACUGAAUCAUCUAUUUCACCAGAUUCAAACCCAGUUAAAGAGGAGACUAAAAGUGAAAUGGAGGUAGUUUUAGAACCUGUAGAGAAUCAUGGAGUUAGGGAGGGACCUAACUCCAUGAUUCUCACUGCAGAAUGUGAAAGGGAUGAAGUAAAAGAGGAGACACAGACAUCUGUGCUAACAGGAGAAGUUCAAAUCAUUAAAGCAGAGCUUAAGGAGAGGGACAUAUUUGGUGAGGAAAAAUAUCUUCCCCUCUCACACACUCAAAUUCCAACCUCUGAGCCGCAGGGAGAGUACAGCAAACAAGAUACAAAGGGCCACAAUGUACCAACACAGGUCACAACUGUGAGUGCAACCUCAGCGGGGAGGGGUACUAUGCCUUGUGAAGGAUAUGAUAUGAGCAGUGGUCCUGAGGGUGGUGAGCCCCAUGAAGAAGCCCCACCCGGCCAGAGCUUGGACAGUAACGGUAAGCCCUGCCAUGGUCCUAUUGGAGAUGGUCAGAAAUGUGAAGCGCACCACGCUGAGGACACAAGGAGAUCCGGGAGAAAUAUAGUGCUCCCCCAGCGGUUCUCUUCUUAUGUCAUAGAGCCCUGGAAGAAGUUCAAUGUUGCAUGUUUCCCUGAAAGCAUCUAUAACCAGGAAACGCUAAAGGACGAGGUUUUGACGUCUACCUCCUUUGGUGUCUUAUCCAAAGAUCCAGAUGCUGAGGACGCCCAGUUUGAAUCGAGGAACAAAGCCCCUCUAUCCUCGACUGACCACACAUGGAAGCUUACCUUUGAAUCAACACGUGGAGAACCAUGUGGGCCAUCCCACUCAGAGUCAACAGGUCUUUGUAAAAAACAGGUCAUUGCACAAUGUGCUGCAGCCAAAGACAAAAGUCCUGCAAGAGGGAGCUCGGACAGUGAGACAAAUGGCAGUGACUCUGCUACCAAGCCUUUUGGAAGGCUACGGUCAUCUCCAAAAAGACUACAGUGCUUCAAGACAAGAACUGCCAAAAACCCAUCAAACACGGAUGUCAACCUGUCGUCUGCUGCCCGUGCAGAAAGCCUUCCCUACUCCCAAGUCCCGUACACUAGUCCCAUAAAACUCAUGUUUUUUUCACCAGUAAAGGAUAUGGAAGGGGUUAAAUAUAGUCUCAAAUCAGCAUAUUCAGGUUCUAGAACACGGGAACCGUUUGACCCGUGUAUAGAGUCUUCAUGGUCAGGGACAGUUGACAAACAAAAAAGGAGAACUGAGCCAGUCAAAUCUGUUUUUUCAGCACAUAAGUCCAUUAGCUCACCUGCAAGAUCUGCUUCUUCUCCCCCCAAGUCAGCUUCUUCUCCCCCCAAGUCUGCCUCUUCACCUGCCAAAAUAGCGUUAACGCCAACCAAGUCUGCUUCUUCUCCCAAAUCAGUUACUUCACCAGCCAAGUCAGCUUCUUCACCCUGCGAGUCUGCUACUUCAUCACCAAAAACAGCGUUAACGCCAACCAAGUCUGUUUCUUCACCAGCCAAGUCUGCUUCCUCGCCAAAAUCAUCUUCAGCAUCACCUAAAAUAGGUUCCAGAAGAUCAGGCGAAGGUACUCCGACUAAGCGUGGAGCUGAGAGCCAGACCUCAGGUGACUCGACGUCUUUCCAUGAAACCACUCCAAAAAGGCGCCCGGGCCGGCCCAAGAAGCUGGGACCACAGCUUGAGCAAAAGGUAAAGAGGCCAAUUGGUCGACCUCGCAAGGAGAAGACUUUGGAUUCAGUAAUUGGGGCAAACGCUGUAGAUGGAAAAUCAGUUCUAGCACCCGAAGUUGAGGAGAAUGUAAACAAGAACCUUAAGAUAACCGUUGUGUAUGGUCGUUCAAGGCGAAACAAACGUAUGGUGUCUGAGGGCUUUGACCAGCUGCAGACAGAAUUCCAUGAUGCUUGUCAGGCAGUGGGCCUUAAAGGAGACUUGGGGGUUUUAAUGCACAACUCCAAGACAAGCUCAGGUAAUAUCAAAGCAGCCUCAACAGAAUUGCCCGAGGAAUUCAAUUUUGUCGGCCCUGUAAAAGAUUCUGCCCUUCAAUCUAGCGGUAACAUCAAAUGUCAGAAAAGGGAUGAUUCUGCGCCCUCAAGAAAACCAGGUAGACCUGCAAAAGUUAAAAUCUCUGGGAUUUCAGUCACAGUAACCACAGUGUCACCUCGACAGCGAAAAAUUCUGAUAAAUAAGGAUACUCUGCAGUCUCCUGAAACACAAACUCAUAGGAAAGUACUCUUACCAGAAUUCCAAUCCGCCAAAGAGCCCCAGACAAUCAGUCGCGCGUCAACUGGCAAAGUCCGUCAAACAGAAGGGGCUGAAACAGAAGAUGAAAGUAAAGGUGAGCGGCAAAAUCAGCCUGUGGCACUGCGUCACUCGAUGAGAGUGAGAAAGCCCUCGAUUCACUUUCUGCACGCUGUGGCCACCUCCACCUCUCGAUCAUACAGCCACAGUAAUGCUCUGCUACGGCGCUCCAAACAACUUCUGCUAAACAAGGCCCACAAUGAAAGGAGACAAGGGGAGCAACAGAGUAGUGUCGAGACCACGAGAGAGAAAAGACGGCUCUGUGCACGAGACAGGAACAACGUCUCCCAGGACCUGAACAGAGUGGCAGGGGUGUCUGUUGACUCCAUCUUUACCCCAAGAGAGACACUGAGGUGGUGGGCAGCAUCGGCCGAGGGACCGACUAUGAACCAAGAGCUUGCCCGGCGAAUACGACUCAUCUCCGACACCUGGGUCUCAAACACUGUAGAGAACCAGGGAAAAGAAACUAAAGGCAACAGUUUCUUCACCCGGACUUCAAAACAUUCGUCCAUACGAAUGCUGUUUGACUGUCCGUCCAACAAACCAAGUUCCUGUAGCCGGCAGCAGCUCUGCUCCUGGUUCAUGCAGACCACAGAGACUCAGUCUUUGGCUAUUGUCAAGAAGGCGAGCUCCCGAAACCCUUACGAACUCAUGCACUUCCCCCGCUCUGCCAACAAAGAGCGUGUUUGCCCCAGCCCUCAGGCGGAGCGACUGCGCAAACACAUCAAGAAAUUCGCCAAAACUGUGCCAAAAAGUCCUCUGCAACACCAACAGGCUCAAAAAAGGUUGAGGCAGAGAAAUGAGGCGCCGCUACCGACGCACAAGAUAAGGCGGCAACUUUUCACUCCCAGGUUUGCAGCAGGAAGGCAAGGCAGUCAAGGAGCCCAAUGGUGGAGAAAAGUAUUUGACACAUACCGCACAACCCUAUGUAGGGCGCGGGUGAGGUUUCUUACCCGGAGUCAAAGGAAGAGGCGGCAAAAGGGGCAGAGAAAUAAGAAAAGCAUAAAAGUAGCCACAAGUUGUUCAAAUGGACACGUAGUGACUGGACCACAAACAAAGCUUAAAUCAUUGCGCAGAGCAGCAAAAGACCAGCUGCCUGACUGUUUGGAGAACAGUUCUGUUGACCAGACUCAGGAGCCCGUGGACAUGGCCAAAGAGCAGAACCUCUGCUCCAAAGCCUGGAGUCCCGAGACACUGAAGGAAUGCCGGGUGUUUCUGAGGAAGAUCAACUCUCCGGACAACGAAUUGACUGAGGAAGAGUGCGACUCGUGCACCGUGACACUGGAUGAGGGGUCACCUUCUGCAUACCUCUUUAGAGGAAGGGAGAGGGAAGUGGUAGGAGUUGUUAAAGCUGUGAAAACUGAACGAAAAAGGAGCGCCGCCUCGAGAGAGCUGGCGAGUUCUGAACCUGAAUCGGUCCAGGAGGCGGACGAGAUGCCGAAAAGCAAAUACAAAAGUCCUGUGGUUGUUUCUACUGAAUCACCGCAACCACCACCAGCGAAGACGUUGAGACAAUCGCGAAUGAGAGGCCUAACCGGGCCGAGGUGGCGCGACUAUGUGUUUGAAAACUAAAUGAAGCAUGAAGCCUCCUUGUACCUGGGAGAAGGACUGUGGUUCGACGUGGUGCCUUUUGGACAUUGAGCUGACCACGUGGACUGACCAUGCCGCUGUGGUUAGGUCCUACACUCAGCAAUUAUGUAGCAGUCUAACUUAACAAAUGCUUGAUGUUGCACUAUUUUUAUCCAUGGAUAUGUUUGUACAGAAAUAUCACAUUUCCUUUUAUUGUAAACCUGCCUUGAUCUUUCUGGAAGCGUUUAGUAGAUCAAAUCCUUACGUCAAAGGUGAGUUUUAUUGGGAUUGUUGCUUUUCCACUGAGCCCCAUCAGCAAGCUGUAUUGGAAGGAAAGCCAAAGCUUUGGUUGCGUAUAGACAGUGCCAUGUCCCCCCAAAUAUACCUCAUUAUCAAGGCCAUCGGACGGUGAUCCUUGGAUGUAAAUCUAAAAAAUGCACAGCCCUAAACUCUCCCACAAUUUAUUUAAUCAUUCUUGUCGUAGGUCAUUUAUAGUCAUUCUUAUUUUGGCACUGUUUAAAUUCCAAAUUGGCCUUUUAUAACAGUUUUGGGAUUUGAAAAAAUCACCAAAAUGCGAGCCUUGCUCAGCAUAUUGUUUCCCAAAACCAGGGCAUUGAUGAAGAACUUGUUGUGUCACCCAAGCCCCGGCUUUACCGUAAUGGUUAUUUUGUGGGCACCGACUUAAAUGGUGUAUUAAACUGCAGAAAUGGGCCAUCCACCCGUACUAAAAUCAAAUAAUUGAUGUUAUUCAAACUGCACAUAACCCCAAUAAAAUGUAGAGGUGCACUUGAAGCGAAGAAGACAUAAUGCAGUUGUAGAGUAGAACCAUCGGUUGGUUCUUGUUUUUAUUCAGUUAUCUUUUGUGUAUCUUCUUGUUUUAACCCAAAGCAAAUACUGUAUGUUGGUGUCGGAUCUACUUCUUGCACUAUCCUGUCUGAGAUUAUUAACCCUACUACAGAUUCCCUCCCCAUGUUUGCACAGGCCGUGUCCCACUACCAAAUCCUACAGUAAAACUAGAGAAUCUAUUUGGUGCAAUACAAACCCAGAUGAUUUAUCCAUAUUUAGUCAUUAUUUUUUAUUGCUGACAGACAAAUGGAUGUACACAAGUACCGAUGGCCUGGGAUGUUAUUUCAGUUUUUACCACAGCCAUUAAAAUGAUCUUUAAGGUUUUUGCUCCUUCUUUCCCACCUGCUUUGGUCUGCUCAAAGAAGCAGACAAGUAACAGAUCCCUAAUUGUAAUAGCAUUAAAUAGUUUUCCUUUAUCAUAAACGUACUAGCAUUAACUGUUCAAACGCAGGUGGGAAGCGUGUUGCUGUUUUGAGGAUCCGCUUAAGUUUGCGUUCAGCCAGAGACACCUACCUCGACUGGGGCUCUACAUGUCACAGAUGAUCGGUAACACUAACCUUGGAUCGGCAUCACAUUAGGGGGGGGAAAUAGAUCCAAGAUGUCUGGCUGUAGUUCAACUCAAACCUGUAGUGCGUGUGUGUGUGUGUUACUACGGUUGCCAUAUCAACAGGAGGGAUU